Uranotaenia lowii is the source of this 3611-nucleotide messenger RNA. RefSeq lists its product as uncharacterized. The coding region runs from base 1014 to 3611 and encodes 865 amino acids. The transcript has 2 exons. NCBI's taxonomy places the organism in Eukaryota, Metazoa, Arthropoda, Insecta, Diptera, Culicidae. The record is from RefSeq and is a predicted model, not a curated record.
AGCAAGGACGAAGAAGUGAAAUUCCGUGAGCCACGUCACUCGAGUCGCAGAAUAAGCCCCUAAGUCUCAUGUCUUAUUUCUAAGUUCUGGUGUGCCAUGUUUCAGGUCUCAUUUCCUAUUCAGGUUACAAAUUUCAUUUCUCUAAAGGGGGCUUGUGAUAUAGCUCAGUUGGCCAGUCUGUUGUCUCCUGAGCCGAUGUCCACGAGUUCGAGCCCAAGAGCAAACAUCGAACACAGUUGUACCGGAUAAGUUUUUCAAUAACGAUCCGCCAACUGUAACGUUGAUAAAGUCGCGAAUGCCAUAAAGAUGAUAAAACGACUAUAAUCGAAACAAAACAAAAAAAAAAUCUCUAAAGGGCGAACACGUAAUGAUUGCGUCACAUUGAACAGGGCAUAAUGUUUUUACCAUUGGGUAAAAAACAACCAAAUUUUGCACACUUUCUCAUGGAUGUGUAUUGUUUACAUGCUGUCAAACUCGUGUGUCAUGUUUUUCGGCUCAACGGAAAUGGAGAGUGUUGAAGCUGUUAUAGCAGCGAUUGACAUUGGACCACGGCAAAGGAGCUGGAAGAAAACUGGACCGGAGUACAGCAAGACAAAGGGAAAUGUUGAGGCCAACUGUACAUCCGUCGACCCUUCGAACAGCUACGGCUCUGUAGACCAAAAGAACUGGCAACACUUAACCACCCUUCCUGGAACUACUGACAUGACUGGGUGAACGGAUGUAAACAAACGGUCAGUAGACAACGUGACUCAGAAAAGGCGGCGAAGUAGUUACAUUUGAAGAGUUUGUGAAUUUGAUAAGGACACUUUAAUGUAAGUUUACACAGAUUUUCCUUUAUACAUCCUUUAAAAAAAACACUUAAAAUAAAAUUUGUUUACAGCUUUUAAGCUGAUUGAAUCUGCUGAAAAGGAGUGUUUUUACUUCGUCCAAAUUAAACCCCUGUUGUGAGGUUAUACCGCAACAUUCUUAAAAGAUUAAAAUCUACGAAGAAAUCAAAUCCGAUAUCGUGAAAAAUGCCGCCAAAGGCCGUCAAGACAUUUAGCUGUAGCCUCUGCAAGGAUCCGGACAACAACCAUAUGGUACAAUGCGACCGAUGCCAAUCUUGGUAUCAUUACCAAUGUGUGGGUGUUGGUGAUUCUGUGGCGGACCGAAGUUGGCUUUGUCCAAGUUGUGACAAAAACAGUACCACCAAGGCAAUUGAAACGCUAAAGACGAAUAAAUCCAGAUCCCAAUUGUCUAGAGCCAGUACUUCGAAUUCCGCGAGAGCCGCAAAGGCGGCCCUAGAAUUGCAGCAACUCCAAGAACAAAAACAACUGGAGCUACAGCGCAUUCAGGAGGAAACCAUUCGAGCUGAGAAGGAAGUUGCUCUGGCAAAGACUCGCCUGGAGCUCGAGAAACAACAACGUGAGAAGGAAGCAGAACUCGAGCGGAAGCGCCUGGAUGAUGAGCGAAAACGUCAGGAAGCAGAGCAGGAAUUUGAGCAGCUGAAACUCAAACAGGAUAAAAUCCGUCAGGAAGCUUUGAGAAAGCUAGAGGAAAAAUUCCUAGCUGAAAAAUAUCGCAUUCUUAAUGCUCAGCUUGACGAGGACUGUAGUCGCAAAAGCGAUUAUAGUGAUUGUAGCGGAAGAAGAACGAAGCAAUGGGUAGAGGACUUGUUAGAUAACCAUGAAGUAGCCAUCCAUGAGGAAAAACCGAGUGAAGGUAAUCCUAAACGUUGUAGGGAACCACUCGAUGCACCUAAACAACCACUCAACUCGACUGAACUAGUUAAUCCCAAUAGAAAUCCAAGGAACCUAAUAGGAAAUGAGAUCGCCAGCAGAAAUUUCGAAUUUCCCGUCGAAAGUCCCAUUCGAGGGGAGCAAAAUCUGGUCACGGUUCCUCAAGCAGUUGAUAGACAGGGGAACGAGCAACGUGCGCAGAGAGAAAGCGAAUUGCAGAAUUAUCCAUCUAAUCUACACAUCCCGUCAGGUUUCAACACCUUGACCAGUAAUCAACUGGCUGCUCGAUCAGUGUUUUCAAAGGAGCUACCGACGUUUGCUGGUAACCCGGAGGAGUGGCCGCUUUUCUACAGCAGCUAUCUGACCGGAACAAGAGAGUGCGGCCUCACUAACGCAGAAAAUUUAAUCCGUCUUCAACGAUGCCUUAAAGGCGAAGCCUUAGAAGCAGUACGUAGCAGUUUGCUAAUUCCGGAAACAGUCCCUUGUGCCAUUGAAACUCUGGAAAUGUGCUACGGUAGACCGGACGUAUUGAUAAAUGCACUUCUAAUCAAGAUCCGAAACACUCCUGCUCCAAAGGAAGGCCGGUUAGAGUCCCUGAUUGCUUACGGGCUAGCCAUAAAAAACUUCUGCAAUCAUAUACUUGCAGCGAAUCUCAAAGAACACUUUACAAACCCCACGUUGCUUCAGGAGUUAGUGGAAAAGCUUCCUACGGAUACUAAAAUGAAAUGGGCGGACUACAUGGAACUCACAGGUGAGAAGAGCUUGGAUUGUUUCGGAAGAUUUAUGCACGAAGUUGUAAGAAAGGCGAUCACGGUGACCUCUUACAACCCUCAGACAGUGACCAAACCAGCAAGAGGAGAAGACCCAAGAUCCAAAGGUGGCAUGAAGUUCAGAGGGUACCUCAAUCUUCAUAGCGAAGCUCGAGCGUCUGAUGCAGAUGACAAAGAUGAUCAGCACCAUUUCCAGAAGAUAUGCAAAGUAUGCGGAAAGCCAGGUCACACAUUGGACAGAUGCGGUAAGUUCGAAACCUUUUCUAUCGAUGAACGCUUGAAGGCAAUCCGGAUUCAUAACCUCUGUAAGAGUUGCCUUAAAAACCACUUGCCAUGGCCGUGUCGCCGCCCUAAAGAUUGCACGUAUGAAGGUUGCCGUCUCCGUCACCACCCUCUACUCCACUCAUCUCCUCCUGAAGGACGAACAAAUCCUAGUCCCAAUAAUUUUCAUCGUGCUAAUCGUACUGCAAUUUACCGAAUCAUUCCCGUCACAGUACACAAUGGAUCACUAUCCAUACCUACCUUCGCUCUCCUUGAUGAAGCCUCCGAGGUUACUAUGAUCGAACAGAACCUCGCUGAUAAUUUGAAUCUCAAAGGUAGCAUAGCACCACUCCACUUACAAUGGACGAGCAAUGUUUCUCGUGUGGAAGAAAAUUCUCGUACAACCGACAUACUGAUUUCUGGGCAAAAUAAGUCGAAGUGUCAUUGCUUGAAAAACGCGAGAACAGUUGAGGUUUUAGAACUCCCGGUCCAGACCAUUCGCCGUCAGGAACUCGACAAAUAUCCACAUCUUAGAGGCUUACCCAUAGCCGACUACGAACACGCACGACCACAAUUGCUAAUCGGUCUUGAGAAUAUCCAUCUUGCAACACCUCUGAAAAUCUGCGAAGGACCACGUGGGCAACCUAUAGCCACAAAGACCCGCCUUGGAUGGUGUAUCUACGGCGGCAUUUCGUACAACAGAACUCGUGAAUCAUACCAACAGCUUUUCCAUGGUAGCGUUCAAACCGAAGACGAGAAACUACACGAAGUGAUCAAACAGCAUGUCGUUAUAGACAACCUGGGAAUCCUAAACACAGGAGUAGCACUCGAGUCUGACGAAGAUAAGCACGAGAAAUAUUGA